Molecule: messenger RNA, 3176 nt
Organism: Sander lucioperca (pikeperch)
Lineage: Eukaryota; Metazoa; Chordata; Actinopteri; Perciformes; Percidae
Product: oocyte zinc finger protein XlCOF6-like
Exons: 3
Coding region: 1-2091 (696 amino acids)
Biological process (GO): regulation of transcription by RNA polymerase II
Molecular function (GO): RNA polymerase II cis-regulatory region sequence-specific DNA binding; DNA-binding transcription factor activity
Source: RefSeq, a predicted model, not a curated record
AUGGCAGGAGGCUCCACUAGGAUCCAUGAGAACCUGCAAGACGAGAAAGCACAAGAACUCCGGGGAAGAAGUGAUAAGAUACAGUUCCACAACAUUUCUCUGUAUGUGUUUCCUGCAGAUGUUCAGCAGCUGUCGGUGGUUAAAGAAGAGGUUCCCCCUGAGCAGCAGGAGUGUAGCUCCAGUGUGGACCAGCAGGAGCCAGAGCCCCCCCCAGACAUUAAAGAGGAACAGGAGGAACUGUGGAGCAGUCAGGAGGGAGAGCAGCUUCAAGGGCUGGAGGAGGCUGAUAUCACCAAGUUCCCAUUCACUCCUGUCCCUGUGAAGAGUGAAGAUGAUGAAGAGGAAGCUCAGUCCUCACAGCUUCAUCACAGACAAACUCAACACAUGGGAACAGAAGCUGAUGGAGAGGACUGUGGAGGACCAGAACCAGCCAGGAACUCACAUCCACUUUUACAACCAGAGACUGAAGACCAGACUGGAGACUCUUCUGAUCCUGAGACUGAUGACAGUGCUGAUUGGAAGGAGACCAGAGAACCUCAGUCAGCUUUAAACUCUCUGAAACAUGAUUCAAGAUGUAAGAAACAAUUCAGCUGCUCUGAGUGUGGGAAAAGAUUUGGCCGCAGGACACAUCUGAAGAGACACAUGAUGACUCACACAGGAGAAAAACCUUUCAGCUGCUCAGUUUGUAAGAAAUCUUUUACACAGAGAGGAAGUUUACUGUCACACAUGACAGUCCACACAGGAGAGAAACAUUUUAGCUGCUGUGAGUGUGGGAAAUCUUUCACUGAAAGUGGACACCUGAAGAGACGCAUGAUGAUCAUUUCUCAUUCUGGAGAAAAAUCUUUCAGCUGCUCAGUCUGUAAGAAAUCUUUUACACAGAGUGGAUAUUUACAAAAACACAUGAGAAUCCACACAGGAGAGAAGCCUUUUAGCUGCUCAGUUUGUAAGAAAUCUUUUAGAGAGAGAGGACAUUUACGGUCACACAUGGCAGUCCACACAGAUGUUCAGCAGCUGUUGGUGGUUAAAGAAGAGGUUCCCCCUGAGCAGCAGGAGUGUAGCUCCAGUGUGGACCAGCAGGAGCCAGAGCCCCCCCCAAACAUUAAAGAGGAACAGGAGGAACUGUGGAGCAGUCAGGAGGGAGACCAGCUUCAAGGGCGGGAGGAGGCUGAUAUCACCAAGUUCCCAUUCACUCCUGUCCCUGUGAAGAGUGAAGAUGAUGAAGAGGAAGCUCAGUCCUCACAGCUUCAUCAGAGACAAACUCAACACAUGGAAACAGAAGCUGAUGGAGAGGACUGUGGAGGACCAGAACCAGCCAGGAACUCACAUCCACUUUUACAACCAGAGACUGAAGACCAGACUGGAGACUCUUCUGAUCCUGAGACUGAUGACAGUGCUGAUUGGAAGGAGACCAGAGAACCUCAGUCAGCUUUAAACUCUCUGAAACAUGAUUCAAGAUGUAAGAAAACAUUCAGCUGCUCUGAGUGUGGGAGAAGAUUUGGCCGCAAGUCACAUCUGAAGACACACAUGAGAACUCACACAGGAGAAAAACCUUUCAGCUGCUCAGUUUGUAAAAAAUCUUUUACACGGAGAGGCAAUUUAAUUUCACAUAUGAGAAUCCACCACGGGGAAAAACCUUUCAUCUGCUCUGACUGUGGUAAAGCUUUCGCUGAAAGUGGAACACUGAAGAGACACAUAAGAACUCACACAGGAGAAAAACCUUUCAGCUGCUCAAUUUGUGAUAAAAGAUUUGGCUACAAGACACAUCUGAAGACACACAUGAGAACUCACACAGGAGAAAAACCUUUCAGCUGCUCAGUCUGUAAUACAUCUUUUACACAGAGAGCAAAUUUAUGGUCACACAUGGCAGUCCACACAGGGGAGAAAAGUUUCAGCUGCAGUGUUUGUAACAAAAGAUUUGUCUGGCGUUCUGAUGUCAAUAGACAUAAAUGUGUUGGUCAGAUGGAAACAGAAGCUGAUGGAGAGGACUGUGGAGGACCAGAACCAGCCAGGAACUCACAUCCACUUUUACAACCAGAGACUGAAGACCAGACUGGAAACUCUUCUGAUCCUGAGACUGAUGACAUGGAAUAACGUUUGUGCCUUUUAAGUGCAAGCAAUACUUCUCAAGUAUCAAACAAAAAUCUUUAUGUAUCAACAUCUAAAUAGAAGACAUUAUAUUGUGUGGUAGGAAAAAGUACACUCUUAUUUUAAAUAUUUUAUUAGAUAUUGUUUUGUCUGUCAUAUAAUCAAUUAUAAUCUAGAAAUCAGACAAAUGUAACCACCCGAUAUUUUAUAUGGCCCACACAUAUAUUCACUUCUUUCUAAGUAAUGUAUGAUUAGCAAGACUCACUAUUAGUCAUGUAUCAAUAUGGGAGUUUAUUCAAUAUACAUUGGGUUCAUGUUUAAGCACAAUUUAGGCCCAGCUGUCUCGGAGAGGAGACUUUUCUGUCUGUCAGGGAGACAGGAAGUGCAGGUUGAAAGCUAUCUUUAGUUUAAACAAGGGAGAUGUGAGGGAGGUAGCAUAGGGAAGUUAGCCUAGCAAGGUGUUUCCUGUCAGGGAGAGGAGGAGUUUUCUCUUUGAAGCAAAGCUGAGAUGGACAUAUGAUCUGUAGAAAACUAUAAAAACUCACUUGUGCACUCACUUGCUGUGUCCAAAGGUGGUCCGGUGUGGUCACCAGGACAUGCUGAGUACCCUCCAGGAUGAAAUAAAGUGAAAUCAUUUGAAGUAAACCAUCUGUUGACUAGCAUGUACAUUAGUAGUUAUUGUCUGGGUCACAAGGACCUACUGUAGGUGUACUUCAGGAAGAUGAGAGGACAGUCAAAAUAUCACCACUUUAGGUCCAUUUAAAGAUGUAACCAACAUGAGGUAACUGUGGGCGUGAAUGUGUCCAACUGACACCGCCCAAAACGCUGUAUAAGAAGAGAGUCGUAUGAAACUUAGAUUCAGUUGUCUACCGCCGGUGGUCAGUUGAUGUGUCCGAGGCAGCUCGGUUUGUUAAAAUGAAACAAUGGACUGAAUAUCAACAGUCUCUGGAGUCUUCAUGGUGUCCUCGCAUAUAAAUAAAAUGGAUAGAAAGGCCAUUGGACUGUUUGCUGUGGUCAUUUGAUGGGUACACAACAAAAUAGCAAUUGUUGUUAGUUGUCCAGUGACAAUAUGCGUCAGCGGGGCCAUAAAC